Molecule: messenger RNA, 1550 nt
Organism: Verruconis gallopava
Lineage: Eukaryota; Fungi; Ascomycota; Dothideomycetes; Venturiales; Sympoventuriaceae
Exons: 1
Coding region: 28-1041 (337 amino acids)
Biological process (GO): mRNA splicing, via spliceosome
Cellular component (GO): RES complex; U2-type spliceosomal complex
Molecular function (GO): RNA binding
Source: RefSeq, a predicted model, not a curated record
CAGAUAAUUCCCAAAGGCAGCAAAGCCAUGUCCCUCGCAGACUAUCUGGCAAAAAACUACUUGACGGCAGAUUCAAAGCCGGAGAAAAAAUCGAAGAAGCGAAAGCGAAAAACAGCUCCGGAAGAUGACGUCGCAGGUCUAACCAUCGCCGACGACGACGCUGGCUGGGGGAGUUUCGGCAGAAAGGACAACGACGAUGACGACGAUGGCAUGCCCUACGUUGCUGGCAAGACCUCUGAGUUCCGAAAAAAGAAAACCUCCGGCUGGACCCGGGUAGGCGUAGCACCACCAAGGGACUCUGAGCAGGCGGAGGCGGACCGAAUCAUCGCAGAGACCGCGCGGGAGAACCGUGAGAGAGCCAAGGACGCCGAAGACGCACCUGUUAUAGAAGGUGACGCUGAAGAUCUACAAGCCAUGGAGGGUUACACCGAUAGUGGAACCAAAGCCGGUUUGCAAAGUUCGAAGGAUGUUGCGGCUGCGGCGGAGAGAAUGAAACGUGAGGAACGGCGGCGUAUGAAGGAGGCAAUGGAGGAGGCCGGUAUCGCUGGCGGCAAAGAAGGCGGCACAAUCUACCGAGAUGCUAGUGGCCGGAUCAUAAACAUAGCGAUGAAGAGGGCCGAAGCACGGCGGAAAGCCGAGGAGGCAGAAGCGAAGAAGCGCGAAGAAGCUGAGGCGGCCAGAGGAGAUGCCCAGCGGGCCAUGAAGGAAGAACGUCUACAGAAGCUGAAGGAUGCCAAGUACAUGACCUUCGCUCGGGGUGCCGACGACGCCGAGCUGAAUGAGGAAUUGAAGGAAGCGGAGCGGUGGAACGACCCGGCUGCGCAGUUUAUCGACACAGCUGCAAAGCGCAGAAAUAAAAAGAGCAAAAGCGGUCGACCUCUGUACCAGGGUAGCUUCGCACCAAAUCGGUUUGGUAUCCGACCCGGCUACCGAUGGGACGGGGUGGACAGAAGCAACGGAUUUGAGAGCAAGUGGUUUGAAGCGCGCAACAGAAAGAAGGACAUGGAGGAGCUGAAGUAUGCCUGGCAAAUGGACGAGUAGUGCGAUACAUUAUUCGGUCACCGCCUAUUUCCAUGCUCUUGUCCAACUCACUCAUGGGUCCACGCGAAAAGAUCUCAUCGUACGGCCUCGAUGCUGCGAUGCCCGAAGUCUUUCUGACUAUGCAAGUAAUAGUCCCAGGAACACCAAAGGUGGGGAAUAAGAGUAGUGGAUCAAUGUAUAGCAGAGCUUCAUGCAUGCUACCGUUGAUGAAAGAUUUUGUGGUCGCUAUGGGACCUUCUUCCACUUAUCCGACUAAGUGGACCAUAUGUUCUGACGGGCCCUGAACCACGACCUUUUAUACUUGCAUUGGGGUUGGGGCGAUGCAGCGAAGUCACUUUUGUUUGGAUGUUGCCUUCGUCCUCUGUGGUCUUCAGAACACAUUUCGAGGCUUUGAAGCAAGCUCAUGAAGAUGAUUCAAGCAGACCGUGAAGUCACCGGGUAUAUUAUAUAAUUAAGAUCGGCGAAUUCCGCUGAAGAACAUAUAAAAUCAAGGUCAUGAUUGCUUGCCU